AUGGAUGCGGAUAUCCCCACCCUGCCCGCUGGUACCUCGGAUAACUCGGAGUCGGGCACUCUCAAGAGGAAACGUCGGCCGCGCCAUGAGUUCUCAUGCUCGUACAAAGACAAGCCCGAGGAAGUUAAGAGGAUGUUCGACCCGACGGGCCGCAUCCAGCAGCGUCCGCAGAGCCAGCCGAUUCCCGCGGAGCAGCUUCACCCGUCGCCCGUGAGCCUGGAUGAGCCGCUAAAGGUUGAGAACCCCGUCACCGCGGCGAACCCGCACCCGCCCUUCAUGUCGGAGCCGCCGAUGGAGCGCGACCGCGGGUCCUCGGUCGUCUCGUCGGAGCAGGAGGUCGACGGCCUGGGCCAGGUGAACGACCACACCGAGGGCGCAGAGUUCUACGGCCCGACGGGGACGUUCUACUUCCUGGCGCGUUUACGGUCCAGGGCGAACAACAGCGGCGGUACUCAGAAGCAACCGCAGCAGCCCGAUAGCAAGACAUCACCCGGCGGCAAGACGCUGAACCAGACAUCCGUCGUCAACCUCCUCCACAGCUCGGACUACUCCACGUCGCCGGACAACCGCCACGGCCACACGCCAGGGAAGGGCACGCCGUCCGCGAGCGCGGCGACGCGGCGCGACUCGGUGCAGUACGGCAACGGCAAGGUGCUCACCCCGGCGGACGCGGUGUUCGCGACGGAGGUGGAGCGGGAAUGCGUGCGGCUGUACUUCCAGAACCUGCACAACAUCCACCCGAUCCUGGAGCAGACAGGCUUCGUGAAGCGGUGCGACGAGGAGGUGUGGCAGCGCAAGGCGGCGCUGGAGGAGCCGUCGCAGCAGCGCCGCGGGGCGCGAUUCCUGUCGCUGUUCAACUCUGUGAUUGCGAUCGGGGCGAUAACGGCCGGGGAGACGUCGUUGCUGAUGGAGGAUCACACGCUACAGUUCCUGGACAGGACUGAGCUGCCUGGGGAGAACGAGACGACGUACCCGCCUAUUAGGCUUGCGAGGCGGUACUUUGAGCGGGCGAAGCUUUAUUUGGAGGAUAUCUGCGAGUCGAGCUCGCUCGAGACGGCGCAGACGCUGUUCCUCAUGUCCGUUUUCUGUCAGAAUGCGCUCAAGCCGCACAGCUGUUACAUGUACAGCGGCAUGGCCAUCCGUACCGCGUCGGCCAUGGGUAUUCCUACCAACAUCCGAUCCGAGACUAGCCAGGAAAGUUUGCUGUGGUGGUCUUUGUACUCACAUGAGAUCGAAAUGUGCUUCUCCGCCGGACGCCAAUCAGGAUUACGAGGACCGAGUUCUUACUCCAUCCCCUUCCCAAGAACAGCAGGCUUCGUCAGCUCUUCGUCAUGCCUCAUCAACCCCAUGGUCGAUCUCGCCAAGAUCCUCAUGUGGAUGACGGACAACCUAAGCCUUCACAAUAGCCACACAUCAUUACAGCGGCUCUCGCAAACUGCGUUGAAUCUGGACCGGGAGCUGGACGACUGGAAGUCCGGGCUCCCACGAGAGCUCAGGUUCGACACUUCGUCGUUGGAAGACAGCGAGUUCGCCAUGAAACAAAAGACUGUGCUCAAGCUUCGCUUCCUCAAUGCUAGAAUCCUCCUCCACCGCCAAUUCCUGAUUCUCAAGACGCCAGAGUCGGAUCGCAAAACGCUCUCCCGUCACGUCUCAUCCUGCGUGAAGGCCGCGACGGAGACGAUUCGGUUCAUGCACACAAGCUACCUGCACCGCCCCUACUUCAGAACAUGGUGGUACAACUGCAUGUACCUCCUCGACGCCUGCAUGGUCCUCCUGCACGUCCUCAUCUCCAACAUCUCCUCCCCCUUCUCCAACGAGGAAGUCAUCGAGAACCUCGAGAUGAGCAUCGAGAUCUUCAAGGCGAUGAAGAUGCUCGCUGUCGCGCGGCGGUGCGCCGAGAUCGUGACGGAGCUGCUCCACGUCGCCGCGGCGCCCAAGACGGCGGCAGCAGCGGGCGGAAGCGGUGGCGGCAACCCGCCGAAUCAACGACAGGCCAACGAGCACGUCGCGCUGCAGUCGGACCCGGCGACGGUGGCGAUGAAGAUACAGGAUGAGACGCAGCAGGCGAUGCAGCAGACGACCUCGCCGAUGUUCAUGACGGAGGGACUCGAUAUACACCGAGGCGGGGACGAGCUCGGGGAUAACUUGAUACCGGGCGAUUUCGACGCGAACCUGGUGGACCCGAAUGUCGUGUGGAACUUUUUGAACUUUGAGCAUUGGAACGCGUGGUCUGAUGCCGCCUUCCGCUGA
Colletotrichum siamense is the source of this 2250-nucleotide messenger RNA. RefSeq names its product putative transcriptional regulatory protein. Lineage: Eukaryota; Fungi; Ascomycota; Sordariomycetes; Glomerellales; Glomerellaceae. The record is from RefSeq and is a predicted model, not a curated record. The transcript has 9 exons. Gene Ontology annotation, molecular function: RNA polymerase II cis-regulatory region sequence-specific DNA binding; DNA-binding transcription factor activity, RNA polymerase II-specific; zinc ion binding. The coding region runs from base 1 to 2250 and encodes 749 amino acids. Gene Ontology annotation, biological process: DNA-templated transcription; positive regulation of transcription from RNA polymerase II promoter by galactose. Gene Ontology annotation, cellular component: nucleus.